GACUCUUCUUCAUCCAAAUUACAGACGACGACGACUUUAAGAAGACGAUUGAUCGGAGAACGGAGAAGAGAAGGUGCGGCGAUGGUGUCUCGGUCCGGUAUCUGCUUCUUCAUCUUUGCAAUUUCCAUUUUCGUAAGUAUUUCGUGUUCCGCUUCAGAACAAGAGCAUGUUCUCACUCUUGAGCAUUCAAACUUCACCGAUACUCUCAGCAAACACGACUUCGUUGUCGUUGAGUUCUACGCUCCUUGGUGUGGACAUUGCAAGCAGCUUGCCCCAGAGUACGAGAAAGCUGCAUCUGUUUUGAGUAGUCAUGAUCCUCCAAUUGUCCUCGCUAAAGUUGAUGCAAAUGAAGAAGCAAACAGAGAGCUUGCUACACAAUUUCAAGUUCAGGGUUUCCCUACCUUAAAGAUCUUUAGAAAUGGAGGAAAGAACAUUCAAGAAUACAAAGGCCCUCGAGAAGCUGAUGGUAUAGUAGACUACUUGAAAAAACAAGUUGGUCCUGCUUCUUCUGAAAUUAAAUCUGCUGAAGACUCCGCCAGCAGAAUUGAUGAGAAAAAGAUUUUUGUUGUGGGCAUAUUUCCUAAGUUCUCUGGAGAAGAGUUUGAGAACUUUACAGCUCUUUCUGAGAAGUUGCGAUCUGAUUAUGAUUUCGGCCACACUUUGGAUGCUAAACUCAUUCCUCAGGGUGAAUCAUCAGUCAAUGGCCCCAUCCUUAGGUUACUCAAACCAUUUGAUGAGAAAUUUGUUGAUUUCAAGGAUUUUGAUGCAGAAGGUAUGGAGAAAUUUAUUGAAGAAUCUAGUCUGCCUACCGUGACUAUCUUUAACAAAGACCCAGAUAAUCAACCUUUCCUAAUGAAGUACUUUGAAAAUCCUAAUGCUAAGGCGAUGUUAAUUGUGGACUUCAAAAGCGAUGCUUACAGUGGUUUAGAGUCAACAUUCAAAGAUGUUGCAGUGGCAAACAAAGGGAAAGGUGUAAGCUUCUUAUUGGCUGAUCUGGAAACAAGUAACGGUCUAUUGCAGUAUUUUGGACUAAAUGGUGAUCAGGCACCUCUAAUAUUCUUACAAAAGACUACCGGUGAGAAAUUUUACAAGGCUCAUUUGGAAGCUGACCAUAUUGCUCCAUGGGUGAACGAUUAUCUGGAGGGUGCUUUGAAGCCAUUCAUUAAAUCUGAGGCAAUUCCAGAAGUAAACGAUGAACCUGUGAAAGUAGUUGUUGCUAAUAACCUCCAGGAACUUGUGCUAGGCUCAGAAAAAAAUGUUCUACUAGAAUUCUAUGCACCAUGGUGUGGACAUUGCAAGCAAUUAGCACCCAUAUUGGAGGAAGUUGCUGUCUCCUUUGAGAAAGAUCCCAACAUCGUUAUUGCCAAACUGGAUGCGACUGCCAACGACUAUCCAACUGAGAUAUUUGAAGUUCAAGGGUACCCUACAUUGUACUUUAGAACGUCAAAGGGGAGUCUAGUGUCAUAUGAUGGAAACAGGACAAAGGAGGAUAUUAUCGACUUCAUUGUGAAGAAUCGGGAUACAAUUGCCCAAUCCGAAGAAGAAUCCGCUAACGAGUCUGACCCAUCCGAAUUGAAAGAUGAACUGUGAUAAAAGAGAGGUUACAAAGUUGAUCAUCGCAGGCGCUCUUUUUGUUUUGUUACCUUAGCCGAGUAUUUAUUUCCCACUAUCCUGUCUUUGCAGCUCUUUGUUUUGUCGCGUUUUUUCUUUCUUGGAGAAUAUAGAUAGAUAGAUGAAUUAAGCAAAUAAUUAUGUGUCCUUUGUUUUCAAUUUUCCUGACUCUAUCCAGUUUUUGAAUAAUAUGCAUUUUCA
Molecule: messenger RNA, 1812 nt
Organism: Impatiens glandulifera
Lineage: Eukaryota; Viridiplantae; Streptophyta; Magnoliopsida; Ericales; Balsaminaceae
Product: protein disulfide-isomerase-like
Exons: 11
Coding region: 82-1590 (502 amino acids)
Biological process (GO): protein folding; response to endoplasmic reticulum stress
Cellular component (GO): endoplasmic reticulum
Molecular function (GO): protein disulfide isomerase activity
Source: RefSeq, a predicted model, not a curated record